Molecule: messenger RNA, 3705 nt
Organism: Xiphias gladius (swordfish)
Lineage: Eukaryota; Metazoa; Chordata; Actinopteri; Istiophoriformes; Xiphiidae
Gene: hunk
Product: hormonally up-regulated Neu-associated kinase
Exons: 9
Coding region: 1-2061 (686 amino acids)
Biological process (GO): intracellular signal transduction; protein phosphorylation
Cellular component (GO): cytoplasm
Molecular function (GO): protein serine/threonine kinase activity; ATP binding
Source: RefSeq, a predicted model, not a curated record
AUGCCAGUUGCGGACAGCGACAUGGUAGUGGACAACAGCCACGGGCUAUACGAGGGUAAAACCCCAAACAGUGCCGGGAAUGAGGGCGUCCUCCCGGCCUCCCUAUGCAGUCCCGCAGCGGACAUCCUCAAGAACUUUUACCACACCAAACGCGUCGGGAACUAUCUGAUUGGGAGGAAGCUGGGAGAAGGAUCGUUCGCCAAAGUUCGCGAAGGUCUCCAUGCGAUGACCGGGGAGAAGGUUGCGGUGAAGGUGAUUGACAAGCGGAAGGCCAAGAAGGACUCGUACGUGACCAAGAACCUGCGGAGGGAGGGCCACAUCCAGCAGAUGAUCCGCCACCCCAACAUCACGCAGCUGCUGGACAUUCUGGAGACGGAGAACAGCUACUACCUGGUGAUGGAGCUGUGUCCCGGCGGGAACCUCAUGAACCGCAUCUACGACAAGAAACGCCUGGAUGAGAGGGAGACUCAGAAAUACAUCCGGCAGUUGGUGCUGGCUGUUGAGCACCUGCACAGGGCGGGUGUGGUGCACAGGGAUCUGAAGAUAGAAAACCUCCUGUUGGAUGAACAGGACAACAUAAAGCUUAUAGACUUUGGCCUCAGCAACUGCGCCGGCAUCUUGGGAUACUCAGACCCAUUCAGCACCCAGUGUGGAAGCCCCGCUUAUGCCGCCCCCGAGCUGCUCUCCAGGAAGAAGUACGGGCCGAAGGUGGAUGUCUGGUCCAUUGGCGUGAACAUGUAUGCGAUGUUGACUGGGACUCUCCCGUUCACCGUGGAGCCCUUCAGUCUCCGAGCCCUGCACCAGAAGAUGGUAGACAAGGAGAUGAACCCUCUACCUCCCUCACUCUCUACAGCUGCCAUCUGUCUCCUGAAGAAGCUUCUUGAGCCAGAUCCCAACAAGCGUCCCAAUAUCCAUCAGGUGAUGGCCGACUCCUGGCUACAGCUGGCCAACAAGAAUACAGGGGCACCGUACCUCAACAGGAUCCACAUUGAGGAAAUAAACCACACGGUGUUGCUGCAUAUGACGGAGAAAAUGGGCUACAAGCACAGCGAGGUGCUCAGCGCCGUCCUCACCAACCGCGCUUGCCACACUUUGGCUAUCUACUUCCUCCUCAAUAAGAAAAUGAAGAGACUCUCCAAAGAGUACAGGGAGAUGCAGUUCCAAGAGAAAAAGAAAGGAGAAAAGCAGAAAAACGAAUACUUCCAGACCCAGUGGAGGAAGCAUGUCGACAAGCUCACCAUACCCCCCAAACAGACGCCUGUCUACCUGGCUGUUAGCAAGGGGCCCAGUAAGGAGAAGAAACACAGAACAGGUCUAUUGCGUGCCAUAACUGGUGGCCAUCGUAAUUCACCUCUGGCACCGCCUGGCACCGUCGCUUCCUCUUCUAUGGAAUAUCUAGAGAUCCAUCCUCUCUUUCCCAACACCCCUCAGCAACGGAGGCGAUUGGCCACCCUCCCACAGGUCAAUACGAGCCCAGAACACAACAUUCCUGCUCCACCAGCACCAUCACCAAUUGGCAUGCACUCCUUCGGCUCCCUCUCGAAGGCCGAGCAAAUUGAAGACACCCCCACUUCACCCUGGUACAAGCUGACCAACGGUACUCUGUCCCCACCCCGCCACGUCUCUGCCUUCCAACCCGACUCCUCUUACUUGAAAAAGGCCACAAUCCCCAGCCCUCCAGUCCUCAUUGUCAAUCCGCAGCCCAAGAAGAGCAACUCAUCAGAUUGGUGCGGUUCAUCUGACACCAGUGGCAGCCCCCCCAGCACUGUAGGAAGCCCCCCUGGCAGCUCAGCUUUCAGCCCUCCGAAGUCCGCCUUUAGUCCGCUCAACCCCACCUCAGCUUUCAGUCCUCCUUCCAACAGCAGCAGCAGCGAUCCCGACAGCCCGACGCACCGCAACAAGUUCCCCUCUAUGGGAAUAGGACAGAUCCUAAAGAAGAAGGUCCAGCUGCAGCCGUUCACCUUCCGGCCAGAACAGGUCGUUGAGGAAGUGGUGUCACCACCUCCCUACCCCAUGCAGACUCUCCUUUGCGCUUCAGGUGCACUCAAGACCCUCUGCUGAGGGAUUCAAGAAGAGAGAAAAUGAGAGAAAGACAGACUGAACUCAAGGCCCCUGUCAACGUUUUAUUUAAGUUGGAGAGGUCUUCCAGAGCGGCCUUUUGAACUGUGAACUGUCCCUUUAUUGCGACUAUGCCACUUUUCACGACAGACUUGAUCCUUCAAAUAAGAAAAGAGAAGAAAAAGCAAAAGGGGCUUGAGUGAGAAUAUAUAAUAUUUUACCUCUCGGUACCGCUGUCGUUACGUACUAAGAGGUGGUGAUAGUGAGAAGAUGAGAUUUGAAACAGGUCCCAUAGCAAUGACUAAACUUUGCUGUGUCCUAGAUAGUGUGGACAUGGAACAUCAUGUGAUAGGGGCCUUGCCAGCGAGGUGUACACGCACACGCACACGCAUACACACAAAACACUGUAUAAUAGACUGAGUUAAGAGAUACUCUCUAAUGUAGUACUGCUGUAACUGGUUACUAAUUGAGCCGCGAACUGAUUCACACCAGCUAACAGACCCCAACUCUUACCCCUAACCCCGAUUACGUGUAUAAAUGUUCUGUCUCUGUGAAAACUCUCUUAAGCUACCCACUGACUUCCAGCCAGCUGGCACCGUAUCCUCAAUGCUGACUGGACGAAGAAGCUCACUGCACUAUUCUUGAAAACCAAAACCUAUAGUAACAACGGUGUUUACCAUCUUUUACCUCACUGCAUUAUUCAUACAUUGAUGUAUAACCGCAGUUGGUCGCGACAUGCUUGUGCGGAUUUUGCCACAGUGUUGCAGUGUCUGAGCGUUAGUGCCAUUAGAAUCAGCGCACGGAAAUAUAAAGUAGGCACCAAGAGUAGCAUUUAUAGCAUUCUCAUAAACUGUCAUUCAACACUGAUAAUAAUUCACAGUUAUAACUUUUUAUACACAAGUGUUACAUCACCUCUUCCACAGGGAGAACCAAACUAUAAAAGUCUUAGUUACGACUUUCUCACAGCUGGACAUCCCUAUUCAUAGUCAGUUUUGAAAAAAAGAAAAUAAGAAAGAUAAAAAAUAGAGCAUCAAAGGCCUUAUGAAACUGAUCAACCUCGCCAAAGCCUGAGGGCAUGAAGGUGGGAAAAACAGCAACUAGGAUCACGUAACAUCCAUGAAAGUAAUUCACUUCCUUUUGUCUUAAUGCUGUAGUUGUGCAAUAGUCUUAAGUGUUAACUGCAAUGACGAGUAUUUGCCAAGAGCUCUCCGAGAGUGGUGUGAAAAUUGUGCUUGUAAAUAUCAGUACGACUCCUGUGUUCCUGUCACUUAUGGCGUUUCCUUAUGAAGGGAUUCUAAAAUGUUUGUUGAGCCGACUUUUUCGCAUCUUAGUCGCUUUAUAAAACUAUUUGCCUCUAAAAAAUGGCUUCCACUGGCACACAAGGCUUCUUACUGUUAAGAUACUGUGGAAUCUCUUCCUUUCCAAAUGAAAAGUUGCAUGCAAUGUUUCACGAGUCGAACUGUUCUGUCAAAAUUUGAAAUUACGUCUUUGUACCUUUUUUUUUUCCUGGUUGAUACUGAGAUUGAUACAGACUCGGGGGUCUUUUUUAAGAUUUUGUAAUGGAUGGUUUUCUUUUGAGUGUCAAGAGAUUUCUAUGCUGUAUGAAGUAUUUUAAAUAUUUAUACGGAAUCCAUUAUGUGUCUGUCU